AUGUCAGAUCUACAUGACUUAUGCAAAUUCCCACAACGUCCAAUUACCGAUGCAUACGUAGACAAUUUAAAGUAUUAUCUAAAAAAUGGAAUACCAGCGACUUAUACCGUUGAAGAAGCAUACAACUACGACAAUGGGAUAGAAGAAGAGCCCACCACGACAACGACUCCAUUGCAUUUGAUCUGUACACAUGUUCCUAAAGAUUUAACGGCGGACGAAGUGGGAAUUGUUUCGCAACUCGUUGAAAUCUUGUUUGAAUAUGGUGCUGGAUGGUGUUUUACUGAUGUGGAUAAUAAGACUCCUGGUUGUAUUUUGAUAAAGAGGGGGUUACAAGAUUUACCGAUAUAUCAACAGAUUGUUGAUGCUGGAGUGAGGGCGGAAUUGUUGUUGAGGAAAGUGGGGGAGUAUGAUAUGGAAGUAAUUAGCGAUACAGAAGAUUUGGAUCAUGAGGCAUUUGUAGGGGUGGCCAACAAGACGGAGACGGCAAGUGAGGAAGCUGUGGAUUUAAGGGCAAAAACCUCACCCGAGAAGCCACACAACGCAUCCAAUGUGGAUCAAGAAGAUGAUGCACCGGAUGCACCAUCGCAGAACCAACAAUCAUACCUCAAUACCAAAUUGGAAUAUGUCAAUGAUGAUGCAUUAGUGACAAAGGAUAGGAAAGAUGGAGUCAUGAUGUCAUGGGAAUCAGAUAUAAUGCAACUAGGAGCAAACACGCUUUUUAAAAAGGGGGCAUACAUUGAAAAGAAUGAACUCGAUUCCGAAAUCAACAUUUUAAACAUUGGAUUUGGCAUGGGAAUAAUCGAUACCAUGAUUCAGCAACAACAUCCAACCAUGCACUAUAUAUGUGAAGCACAUCCUGAUGUAAUUGAGAAAUUACGCACUGAUGGAUGGUUUGCCAAGCCAAAUGUUAAGAUUCUUGCUGGUCGAUGGCAAGAUGAAUUACCCAAAUUGCUCACCCAGGGUACAUUUUUCAAUGGAAUCUAUUACGAUACGUUUUCUGAACAUUAUUCCGAUAUGUUGGAAUUAUUUGAUUUAGUAGUGGGGUUAUUGAAACCGCAUGGUGUUUUCUCGUUUUUUAAUGGUUUGGGAGCUGAUCGACAAGUUGUCUAUCAAGUUUAUCGCAAAUUGGUUGAGUUGGAUUUGGAAAACUAUGGGUUGGUGUGUAAGUUUACUGAUGUUGAUGUGCCGGAAACUUUGUUUAAAGAUGGGAGAAACAGUGGCAGUGGCAGUGGCAGUGGCAGUGGUAGUAGCGCCGAUGAUGAUCGAGAUGGUGAUAAAGAUGGUGAUGCAAGUGUUUGGGAUAAUGUAAAGAGAAGUUAUUGGUCUUGUCCCACUUAUUAUCAUCCAGAGGUUAAAUUUAUAGACUUUUAA
Lodderomyces parapsilosis is the source of this 1371-nucleotide messenger RNA. RefSeq names its product protein-arginine N5-methyltransferase (gene RMT2). Bases 1 to 1371 code for a protein of 456 amino acids. Gene Ontology annotation, biological process: peptidyl-arginine methylation. Gene Ontology annotation, molecular function: protein arginine N5-methyltransferase activity. The transcript has a single exon. Gene Ontology annotation, cellular component: cytoplasm; nucleus. The record is from RefSeq and is a predicted model, not a curated record. NCBI's taxonomy places the organism in Eukaryota, Fungi, Ascomycota, Pichiomycetes, Serinales, Debaryomycetaceae.